Molecule: messenger RNA, 1642 nt
Organism: Musca domestica (house fly)
Lineage: Eukaryota; Metazoa; Arthropoda; Insecta; Diptera; Muscidae
Exons: 6
Coding region: 386-1642 (418 amino acids)
Source: RefSeq, a predicted model, not a curated record
UCUACACUGAGGGAAAAAUCCCGUUGCGAAAUCAAGCACGUAUGUUGUCAUUUUCGCAACGACCCGUUGUUAUAUUUUUCAACAACGGCUGUUGGUGAAUUGUGCACGAACGUGCUCAAAUUGACACCGAGACGUGGUCAACUUUCGGUACCAACAACAGCCGUGCUUAAUUUGUCCAUUUGUAAUAUUGGUAAUUGCAGCCGAUUACACACGAGUAAAAAAUGACAACGGUGGUGCAUGAUUCACACACGGUCGUUGUCAAUAUGACACCGGUCGUGUAUGAAUUAUGCACCACCACCUGCAUAAUGAUGCACCACCGUUGUUACUUUGUACACCGACGUGCAUGAAUCGUACACGAUCGUUGCCAUUUUAGCAACUACCGUGUAUGAAUCAUGCACCACCGUUGUCAUUUUUUUUACUCGUGUGCAAUCGGCUGCAUAUUUACCAUUUUUUCCGUGUUAUUGAAAGAGAAAGGACGCAUUGUGCAAAAAAUUUAUUGAAAAUGAAUAAUAAUUCGCAAGAUCCUCAAAAUAUCAUUGGUGAGUUGUUAGAAAUCGAUGGCAAUAUUGUUGUGGUUCGCGAUACAAACCAUUGCAGCAGUCAAGAUGCGGAAAACAAUGAGGACGAUUAUAUGUUAAGGGAGUUCUUAAAAGGAAUAAAUAUGGAGUCGCUUUUUGAACAAUUAAAAGCAUCACAUGUAACAUUUCGCAGCUUGCAGUACUUGAAAAAAGAAGAUUUAAAGGAAGCAGUGCCACCAUUGGGACUGCGUGUUGAAUUCAGAGAAAAGCUCUUUGCUUGGAAAAAACGAAAGCUCGGGAUUGAUGACGAAACUAUGUCAGUUCCAUCUAAAAUAGGUGAAUGGUGGAAACGCAACGAGACACCUGCAAGUACUCCUGGUACUCCCGACACUACAGGUUCGAACUGCUCAAAAGCCAAAGGAAUUUUGUCAGAGGAUCUAACGGAAUUGUUAACACAUACCUCGAAGGGGAAACUAGCGCUUGAAUGUAGUAGCGUUAAUAAGAAAUUAAGUGACGAGCAAAGAGAUGAUAUAAUUAAUAUAAUUAUUGAAGAUAUUUUAACCAACAAUGUUACUCUUUACACUCAAGACUAUAUGCGCAUAUUGGAUGAAAUUUGUUCCGUUUUUCCUCUUGAAAACGAAAUGAGGGAUUAUUAUUACAUUUCAAGAAAAGGAAAGAACAACGCAAGCGGAAAACUUUAUGCCAAGUAUAGAAACAAGAAGUCCAAAAGAAUAAAGCUUUUGAUUUCCGAGCCUAGCACAAGCAAAGCAGCAACUCACACAUCUCCUAAUUUUUGUAACAAAGAUGUUCCCGAAAUUGAUGAAUCAGUUGAAAAUUCAUUGAAAGCUUCCUUACUAAGAGAAUGUAAUGAUUGGGGAUCGAUCUGCGAAAAAUGGAAAAGAUCUUUUAACAUACGGCAAAGAGAUAUAAAAAAUUUAAGUAGCCAUACAUUUCUCCUUGAAUGGACGAAGUUGUCCGAUCUUUCGCCGUUGAGCCCCAGACAACUUUUUCGUUUUGGUUGUGAACUUCGCCAAGCUGUCGCUCACUUCCUCUAUCGUUUUGUGAGUCUCCUUCUUUGUUGCGAUUUGCAAAACGGUGCUGCUGCUGUAACAUUGGGAGUCUGA